AUGGGACACGGGCACAGCCGGCCCCACGCGGGGACACGGGGACAGCCGGCCCCAAGAGAGGACACGGGCACAGCCGGCCCCAAGAGAGGACACGGGGACAGCCGGCCCCAAGAGAGGACACGGGCACAGCCGGCCCCAAGAGAGGACACGGGCACAGCCGGCCCCAAUAUGGGACACGGGCACAGCCGGCCCCAAGAGAGAACACGGGCACAGCUGGCCCCACGCGGAGACACGGGGACAGCCGGCCCCAAGAGAGGACACGGGGGACAGCCGGCCCCAAGAGAGGACACGGGCACAGCCGGCCCCAAUAUGGGACACGGGCACAGCCGGCCCCACGCGGGGACACGGGCACAGCCGGCCCCACGCGGGGACACGGGCAUAGCCGGCCCCAAUAUGGGACACGGGCACAGCCGGCCCCUCGCAGGGACACUGCCACCCGCGCCCCACUGCGCCUUUGGGCUGCUCCUGCACCCUCCGGCAGCCCUGGGGAUAUCGCCGUGGCCGUCACCCCCGCAGGUCCGUGUGGCGCGGGUGACACCCUGGAGCGGGGACAAUCCCGGCCGGGGACCCGCACAGCCCGGGCCCGCAGCCGGCGGGAUGAGCGGGGACAAUCCCGGCUGGGUACCCGCACAAUCCGGGCCCGCAGCCGGAGGGAUGAGCGGGGACAAUCCCGGCCGGGGACCCGCACAAUCCGGGCCCGCAGCCGGAGGGAUGAGCGGGGACAAUCCCGGCCGGGGACCCGCACAAUCCGGGCCCGCAGCCGGCGGGAUGAGCGGGGACAAUCCCGGCCGGGGACCCGCACAGCCCCAGCCCGCAGCCGGCGGGAUGAGCGGCGCUGACCCCGCUCCGGUCCCUCGCCGCGGUGCCUCACGCUCCUGUCGCCUACCCGCGCAACAAAGGAUGCUGCAGCCCUGCCUGCGUGGGGCUUCUGCAACAGUCAGGGGCUAUGGGCUGUGUGAUGGCUACUUCAAUACCUAA
Melospiza melodia melodia is the source of this 978-nucleotide messenger RNA. Its product is annotated as tetra-peptide repeat homeobox protein 1-like. NCBI's taxonomy places the organism in Eukaryota, Metazoa, Chordata, Aves, Passeriformes, Passerellidae. The transcript has a single exon. The record is from RefSeq and is a predicted model, not a curated record. Bases 1 to 978 code for a protein of 325 amino acids.